Molecule: messenger RNA, 3444 nt
Organism: Hydractinia symbiolongicarpus
Lineage: Eukaryota; Metazoa; Cnidaria; Hydrozoa; Anthoathecata; Hydractiniidae
Product: discoidin domain-containing receptor A-like
Exons: 8
Coding region: 97-2319 (740 amino acids)
Source: RefSeq, a predicted model, not a curated record
UUGUAAUGUCUUAAAUUUCCAUGUAUCUUUAAUCAGAUAUUUAAAAAAUUGCAGGCAUAAUCCAAUCGUGAAAUUUCUUUACAGAAUUAUAAUAGAAUGAAACAUGUAUGGGUUUGGAUCUUGCUGCAAUGUUUUAAAGUUGAUAAUGCACUAAUCGUACCACUCGAUCCAGAGUCACAACAAGCAGUUGGUCUGGAGAGUGGAAAGAUACCAGACCGGCAAAUAUAUGCUAACAAAAACGUUGGCGUUUAUAAAGCACGACAUUGUCGUUUAAACAAUGAGUCUGCAUGGUGUAUUGAGAAUGACCCAAAAGCAUUAGAUGAAUACUUUUCUGAUCAACUUGCUAUAAGUGUUGAUUUUAUAUACAACCUUCAGAUAAAUGCUAUAGCCUUGCAAGGCUAUAAAACUUCUAGUUAUGGUAAUAAUAUUAGAAUUCGCUAUUUUCAUGGAGGAUCAAUGCAAUAUUACUCUGAGAAUGGUUUAAAGACGAUUACUGUGAAAAACUUUAAAGGUGAUAAGUAUGAAUAUCGUGUAUUAAACCCACCAAUACAUGCAUCAAAAUUACUUGUACAGCUACCAACCGGAGUGAAUACGAAAUGUCUACGCAUGGAAAUGUAUGGUAACUUACCUGGUAAAACGCCUCAACGCAAAGAGUUUAACGAAUGCACUGAAACGAACCUUGGUCUUGUAACAAAAGAUUUGGGAAAAACAUUCUUUACGCAGUCCAGAUUUCUUGCACAGCAAAUCUCAUUCAACGCAGAACAUUUACCGACCAAUAUGCAAUACGCGUGGUGUUUAAAAAAAGAUAAUAUAUCAUCGCCUUACGAAGACUGGGCUUCUGUCAACCUUAAAGCUAAACAUUUGAUAUAUGGUCUUCAUGUUGAUGGUUUUAGAGAUUUUUUUAAACCAAGUGACAAAUAUCUCCCAACAUUCUUUAAGCUCCAGUACAGUUUAGAUUCUAAGAUUUGGGCAGAUUAUGAAGGAGGAAAGGAAUUACAAAGUUUGAACUACAGUUUAUUCAGUGGAAAGAAAUUACUGUUUAAAGUUCCGCUUCUGGGACAAUAUGUUCGAAUCAGAAUGAAAAUUGAAAGACGUACCAUAACAUGCAUUAAACUUCAAGUGUAUGGUUGUCCAGCUAUAAAGGCACCAGCUCGCAUCUUCCAUUACAAGAUAUAUCAAGGUGAUUCCAGCUCGACGUACUCUUGGAAAGACACAAAAUACCCUCACAAUCCCACACUUAAAGAAAGAUUUUUAUCUCGUGAAACUGGCUGCCUUACUGAUGGAGAACACUUAAAAACUAUAAGUGCAUUAACUUCAAACUGUUGGGUUGGUUGGAAUAAAACUUCACGCCCGAAACCAUUAGUUGCUCUUACUUUAAGUGCUGUGUCAAGAAUUUAUGCUGUUAAGCUUUUAACAUAUGUAAAUGAAAGUAUGCAUGCUGGCACUAUUAAAAGAUUUUCUGUGGAAGCUGGUAGAUCUGUUCCCAUACCGAGACUUGGUUAUGUAUGUGCUCCUGAUUCAAUGUACUAUAUUAGCCCACAAGUGAUUGAGUAUACAAUAGAUUUGGGAGGAGUAUUGGCGAAGGUGAUCAGUAUCAAAUUUGAUUAUUCUAUGGAGUGGAUUUUCUUGCGACAAGUUUCAAUUGUUCAAGAGAUUCCGGUAGCUACGGGGGCGUUAAAAUUAUCACCGAAAUAUCUAACAUGCAAAACACCGGCUAAGCCAACAAAACUUGAUGAUAAAAAGGAGAAAUUACCUUAUUACUUGCCUUGGUUAUCACUCCCUGCGUUGUUAGUAGUUGCAGUAAUAGUAAUUUUAAUGUUACACCGACGUCGUACCAGACGAGACAAAUCAAAAUCAUCCAUAAAUGAGCACUAUGCAGGACUAAAAAAAUACAAAAAUCCUACCUAUACAGAUUUAAAGGAAAACGAACGCCAGGCUUAUCCUGAUUUACAAAACCACGAAAGCCCUGAAUAUGCAGACUUAAAGAAGAAAGAACGCCAGGAUGGUGCUGGUUUAUUAGAGCACGACAGCCCUGAAUAUGCUGAUUUAACAAUGGACGUUAGCUAUAGUUAUGUAGAUGUUAAAGGGAAAGAAAGGCAUGGUUAUGAAGAUUUGCAAAAGCACGAAAAGUCGAACUAUGUGGAUUUACAGAAACACGAAAAGCCGAUCUAUAAAAAUUUGCAAAACCACGAAAGCUCUGGCUGCGUAAACUUUAGAGAAGACGAAAACUCUACUCGCAAAGAUUUAAACAGACAUGAAAGCUCCAACUAUGAAGAAUUGAAUCACGAUUAUGAAGUAGAAAUGCCACCAGAUGUUUAGAUUACUCUAUUUUCUUUAGUCAAUUUACGCGACGCAAAAAUGAAGUAAGAUUUUCUCUAAUAGACCUUUCCCAAAUUUCAUAAUUACGUCAAACUAAAGAGGUGGAUACUAAAAAUGAUUCUUAUCCCUAAGUUUCUUAGCAAAAGGUAGAACAAGUUACCUAUUUUCGUAAAUAUUUCUGUUCGUUAAGUGUCUCAACUGCGAGCUGAAAGUUUCGGUCAAACCCUUCAUAUAGCCGAGUGUUUUUUAAGAAUAGCUUCGUUUUCAAAAUAAUUAUUUUCUUUAAAUCUAAAUAAAAUCCAACCAGAAUAUUAUAUUGCUCUACCAUCUUCAGCUUUGUCAUGAUAAUUUGAUAUCUGAAUAUCCUUAUUAAAAGAGCAUUAAACCAUUAUAAAAUUUUGGAUGACGUUAUAAUUAUUAUAAUUUAUGAAAUUCGAGAAAGGUGUAAAAUUUGAAACUUGCAACAAAUAUAAUUCAAAUGGAAAAAUAGGCCAACUAAUAGCAAUGUAGGUACUUAUUUAUUUUUCAGUGUGUUUCGUCAUUACAGAAAGUAUGGUUUUAGUCAAAUAAAAAAAUAUUUGGUGUGGCUUGUACUACACUGUAUUUUACCACUUAAUUAAACGAAUACUAUUUAGCUAAUUCAUGUCAACUGAUUUGAUAUACAUGUUCUAAAAUCGCAUUGUGUAAAAAAGUAAACAAAUAUGAUAGGUGAACAAGUUUUUUUGUAUUCCUUAGUUUGUAUUUAUAUGCAGCAUUACAGAUGUAUAAAAAUUUUGAUUUGUUAUUAUUGUAAUCCUUUGAAAAUUCAUAAAUUUGUACAAUAAGCCUUAACUAGCCUUCACAGUCUACUAACUGUAUUUACUCUAGAGUUCCCGCCUCUUUAGUAAACCUGUCUUUUUGGCACGAGUUGCAAAUUUAAACAUGCUUUUCCAACAAUCCCGCAUGAAGAAUUUGCUUUAACUUCUAUGGAUAUUGUAUCCUAUCUACAUUCUUCAACAGUCUUGCCACCUAGCAUUGCAAGUAGAAUUUUGCAACAAUUUCGAUUGCAUGCGUUUUCAUUGCACGGAACAACCUUGUUCUUAGGGUAUCUUGCAUCUUUUCUGACAUGCGUUUAUGCGACGAGUU